UACGACAACCGGAAACUGCAUUUCUGCUACCUUGUCAGCUAACCGCUCUUCUCGUGUGACCUGCUGUGUCCUCCAGAACUGUAACUCUGACAGCCGGUCAUUUAAGGACAAAAACAGCCAAACCAUGGUUUUCGAGGAGAAGAUGAUCCUGAACGGAGAGCCAGAGGAUGAGGAAGAAGAAGAGGAAGAGGAGGAAGACCUGGUGGAUCCUCUGGAAACAAUGCGACAGAAGUGUGCAGAGACAGAGCACUGCGUUCACACUCAAGAGCGUCUGGAGGACUGUGAGACCAGGGUUGGCUCCCGGUCCUCGACGGCGGAGGAUUGUACUGAGGAGUUGUUUGACUUCCUGCAUGCUCGGGACCACUGUGUGUCACACAAACUGUUCCACUCGGUGAAAUAAACCCUCCCUGACUGAUAUAUUCUUCCAUUAUUGUAUUAUGAAGAGAACAUGGUUUUAAAGUAUCCAUAUGUGGAUCUGCUGUAUGUUGAAAAUUAAAAUGUAUGCUAUAAUGUAUCUGCUUUUGUGAAACUGAAUAUUUAACAAGGUAGUCAAGAUUUCAAUAAAGUGGAUUGUGUGAAAACCUUA
Messenger RNA from Eleginops maclovinus (Patagonian blennie), 586 nucleotides. RefSeq names its product cytochrome b-c1 complex subunit 6, mitochondrial (gene uqcrh). The record is from RefSeq and is a predicted model, not a curated record. Gene Ontology annotation, biological process: mitochondrial electron transport, ubiquinol to cytochrome c. Lineage: Eukaryota; Metazoa; Chordata; Actinopteri; Perciformes; Eleginopidae. Bases 125 to 400 code for a protein of 91 amino acids. The transcript is spliced from 4 exons.